AUGAUGACGGAUGCUAGACUCGCCCCUCGCGAACCCAGCAUCACGGGGUUGAAGCUGGAGAUUAACGAAGACAGGGAUACACUCAACGCGGUCACAGCAGAUACAGAUACAGCACUCGUUUCCCAUGAGCCCAGCGUUACGAGCUUGAAGCCGGAGAUUGACGACAACGACGAAGGCUUACCCGACGCUGCCACAGCAGAGACGACACUCACCUCCCGUGAGCCCAGCGUUGCGGGCAUCGAUUUGAAACAAGGCGUCGACCAAAAGCUACCCAAUGCCGACAUUCCAAAUGGAACACUCGUGCCUCGCGAGCUGACCAUCGCGAGCCUAGACCUCGGCAAAGAUGACCAAGAUUUCGCAGACGGCAUUGCGUGCGUACAAGCAUACUGGGAACAAGCAUCGCAAAUGGACGAAAACACGCAAGAACAGAUGAGGCACCUCAUCAUUACCAAGCAAUUUGCCCUCUCUUUAUCCGCACGCCAAACUAUCACUAAGCAUCGACUGUACCGUGGCCUGACCAGAAAGGAUGAGACAAACACAUGGCCCAUCUUCUUGAUGCUCAAGGCAAUGUACAAGAGCCUGCCACAGUCAUAUGUGCAUAAACUCCGCGCAAAGGGAUUUGUUGUCGAUACGGUGGACCAUACCAGCGAUUACAUGGCCGCAUAUCCCGACACCAUCCGACCCCGAGUCUUCGACACCGAUACAAGAAAGGGCAGGGAGUACAGGGGGAUGUGGCCAAGCCUGAAGAACACUCCCACCAUCUACCGCAAGUCGAGAGCCAGGAACGACAAACAGCCCGACAGCAAACAACCCAACGCAACUGCGACUGAAGCAACGGUGAAGACGAAGCCAGCGACAAUUGCGCCUCGAGACACAGCUUCGAAUCGCGCCACAUCGCCGCUUUUGAAGCCAGCAACGAUUGCCGCGUCAACUUGUUCGACUGCACGGCAAUCCGAUAGACGUGGUAAGAAACGUCCAGCGGCCGAUCCCACUGGCGAUAUCCCGACGAAGCGAUCUUCCACGCGAGAAGAUGAUUUCGAGUUCGACAGCGUCUUGAUGCAAAUGACUUUGCCAGGGGUUCCCAGCGGCUCGACGGCUAAAGUGGAUGUGGAAAAGGAAAUUGCCGACUUGAAAGAAGAGAUGGCCAAGAUGCGCCAACAGACGCACAUGUUUAUGAAGGUUACGGCGGACGUUGUCACCUCUAUGAAGACGGAGAUUGAAGACCUCAAGGAAGGAAUCAAGGCGCUGAAGAAGUAA
Messenger RNA from Trichoderma aggressivum f. europaeum, 1257 nucleotides. RefSeq lists its product as uncharacterized. Bases 1 to 1257 code for a protein of 418 amino acids. Lineage: Eukaryota; Fungi; Ascomycota; Sordariomycetes; Hypocreales; Hypocreaceae. The record is from RefSeq and is a predicted model, not a curated record. The transcript has a single exon.